AUGGAGUUUGAAGUUUCCCGGGAGAAAUUUCAGCGUGAUGUCGUUUUAAAGGAUCGCUUAAGACGUGGAGCUCUAAUACUGCUAUCAAUAUCCAUAAUAUCCAGCUGUAUUGUAAUAUACGAGAUCUAUAGAGGACGUGGACUAAAGGAAAGGGCAACGGUAUCAUCGCUAUUCUGUACAUUUGGGACCUUUAUACUCGCAUUCUCAGUGCUACACAUAAUCCAUAAUGCGAAGGAAUACAAAUUUGGAGUAAGAAGGAUCGUUUUUGACUAUCUGCUUGCAAGUAUGCUCUUGUAUACCAUCUGUUUGUACAUUCACUAG
This is a messenger RNA of Theileria equi strain WA, 321 nucleotides long. RefSeq lists its product as uncharacterized. The coding region runs from base 1 to 321 and encodes 106 amino acids. The record is from RefSeq and is a predicted model, not a curated record. The transcript has a single exon. Lineage: Eukaryota; Apicomplexa; Aconoidasida; Piroplasmida; Theileriidae.